Messenger RNA from Nycticebus coucang (slow loris), 372 nucleotides. RefSeq names its product ubiquitin-conjugating enzyme E2 variant 1-like. The record is from RefSeq and is a predicted model, not a curated record. Gene Ontology annotation, cellular component: nucleus. Gene Ontology annotation, biological process: protein K63-linked ubiquitination; DNA damage tolerance. Lineage: Eukaryota; Metazoa; Chordata; Mammalia; Primates; Lorisidae. The coding region runs from base 1 to 366 and encodes 121 amino acids. The transcript has 2 exons.
AUGUACCUCACAUCUCUCCACUGUAGCCUGACCUGCCAAUUUGCCACUGAGGCCUCCAGGCAUGCCCCGUGGGCUUCUCCACCAUGGGCUCGGACAAUUUAUGAAAACCGAAUAUACAGCCUUAAAAGAGAAUGUGGACCUAAAUACCCAGAAGCACCACCCUUUGUAAGAUUUGUAACAAAAAUUAAUAUGAAUGGAGUUAAUAGUUCUAAUGGAGUGGUGGACCCAAGAGCCAUAUCAGUGCUAGCAAAAUGGCAGAAUUCAUAUAGCAUCAAAGUUGUCCUGCAAGAGCUUCGGCACCUAAUGAUGUCUAAAGAAAAUAUGAAACUCCCUCAAACACCUGAAGGACAGUGUUACAGCAAUUAAUCAAAA